AUGGUGUUUCUGAAACACGUAUUCGGAAUAUUAACACUUCAAACUGGCACAAUUUUAUUGAGUUCACUAUUUAUCACGCUGGCUUUAUGUGUUUUAUUAGUCAACUCAUUGGCACUCGACACAGAAGCGCCACUAGCCUGGAUCGCGAUGUUCGUGUUUAUUGGUUAUAUGAUCGUGAUUUGGUUAAUAUCUUUUUAUGGUGCAUACAAAGAAUCACAAAGCGGAAUUACCGUAGCAACUAUUUUGUGGACAAUUUAUAUAAUAAUAUGGUUGAAAUUGGUUAUCUUUUCAUUUAUAGAUGCACAGGCUAUAUGUCUUGAGAAUAGAUGUCCAGAUGUGAUGUGGCUAUUAUGCAACCCGUGGCAUGAAAAACAGGGAAGAUGUAAUAAUGUUUUUCAACAUUUUUCGAAAAAUAAUACAAAAUCCCUAUAUGAAAAAAAUAACAAACCUCAAAUGUAUGACGAUAGGAUAAAAAUUGAGAAGAAAAGAGAAAAAAAACAACUUGUAACUACAACUAGAAUUUCACAUUCUGUAACAGUACCAUUUGCGAUGUUUGAUAACUAUGAAAAUCGGUCGGAAAUCAAAACCAAUGAAAUAAAAUUAGUGCUUAAAAAAUGUAUAGAAACACCUACAGCACAAAAUAACCAAGGGAGUAUGCUCGUGUCAAUAAUAGUAUUAUUACUGUAUUUAAUAUUAAUACUAUUUUCAUGGCUGAUUCUAAUUAGUUAUCGAGAAGAAUUUAUACUACAGGCAAAUCUUACAAACAACAAUUAG
This is a messenger RNA of Myzus persicae (green peach aphid), 774 nucleotides long. RefSeq lists its product as uncharacterized. The record is from RefSeq and is a predicted model, not a curated record. The coding region runs from base 1 to 774 and encodes 257 amino acids. Lineage: Eukaryota; Metazoa; Arthropoda; Insecta; Hemiptera; Aphididae. The transcript is spliced from 6 exons.